Molecule: messenger RNA, 825 nt
Organism: Suillus bovinus
Lineage: Eukaryota; Fungi; Basidiomycota; Agaricomycetes; Boletales; Suillaceae
Exons: 3
Coding region: 1-825 (274 amino acids)
Source: RefSeq, a predicted model, not a curated record
AUGAACACCACUGGAACUUUGGUUGGCUCUGACCAAGUCAUUGUGGCCUACUCAGAUGGUGAGAUCACCACUGGAGAGAUUUCUCAUGCUUUAUUCUAUGCCAAUUGCUGCUUGUUGGCCAUGCACCUGUAUGUGGACAAGAGCUUUGCCACUGCAAUCCCUGGAUAUGCAGAAACAUUCCACAUGCUCAUGAAAUGGGAAAUGGAGACCUUUGUAUCACCUUUUGUCAACAUAUCCUUCCUUAGCAGGUGCUCCACUGUCAUCCCAAAACUUCUUCAAGAUGUGCUUGCACUCAUGGUUGUACAUACAUUGGCUGACUGGCAACCGGAUGUGAAUGAGUUUCUGAGGGAUAUCAAAGCCUUGGCUCUCUCUGUGGAUUCCGCCGUAUCUGAUGAAUAUGACAUUGCACAUAUGCCAGACUACUUCAAUGCCUGGUGGAAGGAAAAUCUGGCCACUUGUAGGGUGUCAGACAUGUUGCCAAAGUCAUGUGUGCAAGAUGUGAUGGAGUUGGUGAAGGGACAUUUUUCAGAACUUCCUGAUCAUGUGGAGACUGGCCGCCUUCCAUAUAUGCUCGCCCAUGGACCGGUUCUUAACCCAGAGAUGAUCGGCUUGGCAUCUCUUGAGCAGUGCCGUCAGACAACAAUUGGGAGAGAGUUGUUGGAAAUAUUGCAGGAAAGGAUGAGAAACUUUUUGCAUUCCAGUAAUAGGUUGGCCGGAUUAGUUGGGCCUGUUGAUCAACUGACUAGGGCUGUGGCAUCCUCACAAUCACUCAUGGAUCGGUUGAAUUUAGAUGACGGUGCAUCCAUAUGGUCAAGCACUAUUUGA